Messenger RNA from Kazachstania africana CBS 2517, 201 nucleotides. It is a transcript of the gene ATP15, whose product is annotated as F1F0 ATP synthase subunit epsilon. Gene Ontology annotation, biological process: proton motive force-driven mitochondrial ATP synthesis. Gene Ontology annotation, cellular component: mitochondrial inner membrane. Gene Ontology annotation, molecular function: proton-transporting ATP synthase activity, rotational mechanism. The transcript has a single exon. The record is from RefSeq and is a predicted model, not a curated record. Bases 1 to 201 code for a protein of 66 amino acids. Lineage: Eukaryota; Fungi; Ascomycota; Saccharomycetes; Saccharomycetales; Saccharomycetaceae.
AUGUCUUCAGUUUGGAGGAAAGCAGGGUUAACUUAUGCGUCGUAUUUGUCGAUUGCUUCCAAGACGUUACGUGAAGUGCUGAAAACGGAGUAUCAAACUGCUGCAGUUGCAAGUAGAUCGGUCACAGAAGCGCACGUCACUAAUUACAAGAACGGGUCUCCUUUGAGUGAUCCGGAACCACUGCAGAAAUCUGACAGUUAG